AUGUUAUCGCAUCUCUCGAAGCAUCUGCAGAACUGUCGUGUGAUUCUGGCAUCGCAGAGCCCUCGUCGACUCGAACUUCUCCGUGACUGCGGCCUCAGCUUUGAGGUGAUCCCGUCCUCUUUCGAGGAAAACCUACCCAAAGAACAGUUCCCAACACCUGAUCGCUACGUUAUCGAAAAUGCCAAACAAAAAGCGCUAGAAGUGCUGCAUCGAGUAUCCAGUGGCAAGGAAAACCAGUCAGAUCUCCCGGUAGUCGUCAUUGGGUGCGACACUGUCGUGGUGCAGGACGGGGUUAUCCUGGAAAAACCCAAAGAUGAGCAGGACGCCUUCAACAUGUUGACAAAGCUAUCUGGUCGCCCCCACCAAGUGUUCUCAGGCGUGGCGAUUUUUACUACCAAACGAGGGAUCGAUCAUCCGCACUUGUUUUUCGAAACGACUCAUCUGGCAUUCGGUCCUUUGGAGCCCGAUGAUAUCCGAGCUUACAUUGCGACAGGGGAACCAAUGGACAAGGCGGGAGCGUACGGGCUUCAAGGUCGGGCGCGGUGUUUCGUGAAAGAAGUCCACGGCUGCAGUAACAACGUCAUUGGCUUCCCGGUCCAGCGUUUUUGCCACGAGAUCAAAGCGCUUGCGUCUCAUGGCGAACUUUGA
Hyaloperonospora brassicae is the source of this 648-nucleotide messenger RNA. NCBI's taxonomy places the organism in Eukaryota, Oomycota, Peronosporomycetes, Peronosporales, Peronosporaceae. The record is from the annotation of a GenBank genome assembly.